AUGGAAUUGAAGUCAAAGAAUCCAGGAACAACUGUGAAGAUAGAUGUCGAAACUGAACCCAAUGGUCCCUUUCCAGGACAAAUUCUUACUGCAGUUGGGCUUGAUUCGAACAAUGGCAUUUACCCAGUUGCAUAUGCCAUUGUAGAGACUGAAAAUAUUAACUCUUGGACAUGGUUUUUGGAACACUUGGGUGAUGACUUAGAUUUGAAUUCUUCAUCUAACUUCACUUUCAUUUCAGAUUGGAAAAAGGGAAUCUUGGCUGCAAUAGAGAAGUUAUUUCCAUCAGCUGAGCAAAGGUUCUGUUUAAGACAUGUGUAUGACAACAUGAAAUUGAAACACAAAGGAGAUGAAUUGAGGGAAGCAGUAUGGUGUUGUGGAAAAGUAUACAACAUACCAAAAUUUAAUAGGGCUAUGGAGAAACUGAAAAAGCUUAACCCAGAAGCACAUGAGUGGUUAAGUAAAAUUCCUGCAAAACACUGGGCAAGAUCCCAUUUCUCUGGAAGGGCAUUGACUGAUAGUUUAACAAAUAACUUGUGUGAGGUAUUUAACUCCAAGCUAGAUAAGGCAAGGGACAAGCCUAUAAUCACUUGUUUGGAAUAUAUUAGAGAAUACCUCACAAAGAGAAUAGUAAAUGUUCAUAAGGUGCUAGACAAAUGCAAAGGUUCUCUAAGUACAACUGCAACAACAAUCUUAGAAAACAAUAAGACAGAGGCAAGUAAGAUGAGGGUUCUAUUUAAUGGAGCUGAUAAAUAUCAAGUGACUGGUCUAUGGAUGGAGCAGUAUGUUGUGAAUUUGAAAGAGAGGAGUUGCACUUGCAGGAAAUGGGACAUUACAGGUAUUCCAUGCCAGCAUGCUAUUGCUGCAAUGUAUGAUAAGAUGCAGAAUGGGUCAGAAUGUGGAGAUCCUGAGGAUUGGGUGAGCAAAUGUUACUGGCUCAGUACAUGGAAUGCUAUGUACCAACACACAAUUGACCCAAUAAAUGGAAGGAGCAUGUGGCCUACAUCUGAUUGUCCAACAACCCUUCUCCCACCCAAACAUCACAAACAGGUUGGUAGGCCAAAGAAAAAAAGGAAGAGGGCAGUUGAUGAGCCAAUUCAAAGUACCAAGUUAAGUAGGAAACACUUGACAGUCACUUGUAGCAAAUGCCACAACAAAGGUCACAAUGCUAGGACUUGCAAGGGGCAGGGAGGUCCUAGUGAAGCUGGAUAG
Lactuca sativa (garden lettuce) is the source of this 1209-nucleotide messenger RNA. RefSeq lists its product as uncharacterized. NCBI's taxonomy places the organism in Eukaryota, Viridiplantae, Streptophyta, Magnoliopsida, Asterales, Asteraceae. The record is from RefSeq and is a predicted model, not a curated record. Gene Ontology annotation, molecular function: zinc ion binding.